CUACUCAACAGCCCCCCAACCCCCGCAGGAUCCCUCCUUCCCUGUAGUCACCCCCUCUCUCCUACAUCACCCCUCCCGUCGUCCGCCUUCCCUUCCAGCUCGCAUCUCCCCUCCCCGGCAGCCGCACUUUCCGCAGCUUGUCCGGCCAAGCCCCCUCUCCCGGGCCAGCGGUUGGGAGCCUGCCCCCUGGAGCUGAGCCCGGGAGCAAUCCCACCCGCCCUGGGGACCCGGGAGCGCUCGCGGGCCCCGCCCCCGGCGGGUGGGCGGGGCGUGGGAUGGGGGCGGGGUCGCCCCCGGGACUGGGUCCCCUUGGCCGCGAGGCCCCCGAGCCAGCCUCCCGCGCUCCGCCGCCUCAGCCUGGACGCUACCCCUGCCAUGUCCUGGGCCGUGGUCUUCGGCCUCCUGGCCGCGCUGCUGCUGCUGCUGCUGCUGACCCGCCGGCGCACGCGGCGACCUGGCGAGCCUCCCCUGGACCUGGGCAGUAUCCCCUGGCUGGGCCACGCCUUGGAGUUUGGAAAAGAUGCUGCCGGCUUCCUCACUAGGAUGAAGGAGAAGCAUGGUGACAUCUUUACUGUGCUGGUGGGCGGCAGGUACAUCACGGUCCUCCUGGAUCCCCACUCCUACGACGCGGUGGUGUGGGAGCCCCGCAGCAGGCUGGACUUCCACGCCUACGCCAUCUUCCUCAUGGAGAGGAUUUUCGAUGUGCAGCUUCCACAUUAUAACCCUGGUGAUGAAAAGUCCAAGAUGAAACCGACUCUCCUCCACAAAGAACUGCAGGCGCUCACAGAUGCCAUGUAUACCAACCUCCGCACUGUCCUGCUGGGUGACACCGUGGACGCGGGCAGUGGCUGGCAUGAGAUGGGGCUCCUCGAGUUCUGCUACAGCUUCCUGCUCAGAGCCGGCUACCUGACCCAGUACGGCGUCGAGGCACCGCCGCACACCCAGGAGAGCCAGGCCCGGGACCGCGUCCACUCAGCCGACGUCUUCCACACCUUCCGCCAGCUUGACCUGCUGCUCCCCAAGCUGGCACGUGGCUCCCUGUCAGCGGGGGAUAAGGACCAGGUGGGCAAGGUCAAAGGUCGCCUGUGGAAGCUGUUGUCCCCAGCCAGGCUGGCCAGCCGGGCCCAACGGAGCAGAUGGCUGGAGAGUUACCUGCUGCACCUGGAGGAGAUGGGCGUGCCGGAGGAGAUGCAGGCCCGCGCCCUGGUGCUGCAGCUCUGGGCCACGCAGGGGAACAUGGGUCCUGCCGCCUUCUGGCUUCUGCUCUUUCUCCUCAAGAACCCUGAGGCCCUGGCCGCCGUCCGUGGAGAGCUAGAGACUGUCCUCUUGGGAGCAGAGCAGCCCAUUUCACAGAUGACCAGCCUCCCGCAGAAAGUUCUGGACAGCAUGCCUGUACUGGACAGUGUGCUGAGUGAGAGCCUCAGGCUCACCGCCGCGCCCUUCAUCACCCGCGAAGUCGUGGCCGACCUGGCCUUGCCCAUGGCGGAUGGGCGGGAAUUCAGCCUGCGACGUGGGGACCGCCUCCUCCUCUUUCCCUUCCUGAGUCCCCAGAAGGACCCGGAGAUCUACACAGACCCGGAGGUAUUUAAAUACAACCGAUUCCUGAACCCUGAUGGAUCAGAGAAGAAAGACUUUUACAAAGAUGGGAAGCGACUGAAGAACUACAGCCUGCCGUGGGGAGCAGGGCAUAAUCAGUGCCUGGGGAGGGGUUACGCCGUCAACAGCAUCAAGCAAUUCGUGUUCCUUGUGCUGACGCAGUUUGACCUGGAGCUGAUCACCCCGGACGUGGACAUCCCCGAGUUUGACCUCAGCAGGUACGGCUUCGGGCUGAUGCAGCCGGAACACGAUGUGCCCGUCCGCUACCGCAUCCGGCCGUGAGCUCCCCUCGCCCAGCUGCCCCGUCACCCAACUUCCCGUGCGUGCGUUCAGCCCGGGUGCCAGGCUUUGAACAUCCAGUGGUUCCAGCAUUACCCCUUCCCUGCUGUUUUUCAGAAGACUGUGCCUGGGGGUGGUGGAGGGGGGUGGGGGAGAAGGAGAGUGAAGAAAAGACACCAAAAGCUGCACAGAUUAUCUGCGGCAAAGUUCCAACAUGAGACUCUCUCUGCUCCCAGCUCCUCCCACCGUUCAGUCGUGUCUGAUUCUUUGUGGCCCCAUGGACUGUAGUUUGCCAGGCUCCUCUGUCCACGGAAAUGUUCCAGGCAAGAAUACCGAAGUGGGUUGCCAUUUCCUGCUCCAGGGGAUCUUCCCAACCCAGGGAUCAAACAUGCAUCUCUUGGGUCGCUAGCACUGGCAAGUGGACUCUUUAUAUUAUGCCACCUACAGCUGCAGCAGACUGCUCUGUCCCCAACCCCUAAGGGAUUGCCAUCCAAUGCCCUGGGUGUGGUCCAGGUCAUAACGAGUCAAAGCAGACGCUGGCCAUAAGAAGGCCAUUCAGGGCCUAGCAGUACAUCUGUUGAUAUAAACUCUGUCCCUGAACUGUUAUUAAACUACCUAAAGCCAAAGAGUCUCUUAGCAUAUCCACUUUCCUGGGUGUCCCCUUCACUGGACACCUCCCCCAUCUCUCCGUUUACACCAAUCCUUGAGAAAACGCAGGAGGGUUUCCCGAGGCUGGGGCUUCCACGGGCUGGGGGUGGCCUCUGGAUGCAGGGCUCUGAGGAGCAGGCUUCUCAGCAUUAAGAGUUCCAGGCUCCACAUGGGAUGGGCUCUCCCGGCGCUGGGACUCAGGCAGGGAAUUAGCAGGACAGCCCAGACUGGGUGGCCCCUGUGAAGGCAAGCAGCGAGAACUCCUGGGGCUGAUGGAGCCAAACAAGAGGAGACCUUGGUUUCCUCCAUUCUAGCUCAGGAGCUCCAGCUCUGGGCCCCAUCUAGAUUGCAGGCCUGUUUCGUUUGGCCCACAUUUAUAGAAAAUACGGUAAUGUUACCUUGUCAUCUUUGGAAGAGUUGAUUGAAAAUGUCCAACUUCUCUUGAAGGCUUGAAAGAUCUGUCCACCCUGGGCCUGUGUUCCCGAGGGCCACUGUUAGCCAGAGCUGUCUGCCUUAUCUGGUGCCCAUGUGCUCUGGUUCACCAGCAUUUCUACUUUCUGCUUUUCCAUCCACAGUACCUCCUGUCCCCCAAAGGCACCGGUUUGAGAACGCCGUUCCUACUUUUGGAGGUGGUGUUGUAGGAGGUGUAGGGCCCUGCUGAUGGGUUGUUUCUCAGACCACCGGUCCUUCCUGUCCUGGGUGUGCCACCCUUCGAUCAAACAGAUCAGUGACGACAACCUGCCUUUGCAUUUAGGGAGGAAAAAAAACAGAUCAAAGAGAAAAAUUACCUGGAAGCCGUUAUUAGGAUGAUAAGUAUUCUUGUUAAUAUUAGGUCCUGCUUAUUGGAGACCCUCUAAAUGCCUGUGACAGGACCAGCUUCUAUUUUGACGGCGUCUCUGGGGAGAGAGGGUGGUUACGUGCUCUUCAUAGAUGAGGAAAUGGGCUUCAGAAAGGCGAAGUGACUUGCACAGCUUACGAGCUGAUAGAAUCUCACAGACUUACUCUCCCAGCAGCAAAUGCUAGAUGGGCGGCUCUGUGCUCCUUGAGCUCAGAGGGGUGGUGGAGGGGCAGGGGCAGUUCUGUUUGGCAUCAGACAGCAGACAGAGCCAGAGGCACCCAUGGGUGGAUGCGUCUCAUGAGAUGCAGACACACGUACACACACAUAACUAGGUUUCUUUAGCUUUAGCUGGAGGGAUAAGAGAAGACCUGAAAUCUCUGAAUGUUCUGGGGUCUCUUCUCAGAGAGGCACCAGGGCUUGGGAGCUUCCCUGGCCCCCAGCCUCCAAGCGGCCCCAGGAUUCCCAGACAGUCUGUGAUUGGCAGGAGGCAGGAUAUCCCUAGGGAAACCCAUCUUCACGCCUGGGUGACCCCCGCUGCCGCGUGCUUCUUAACUCUGCAGGAAAUCAGAGCUGGCAGUCUCCUGUGGGAGGAGGAGCCGGUUUCCAUGGCAACCCUCAGCUGCCUUAUCCUGACUAGGAAGGGAAGGAAAGAGGCCGGCAGAAAUAGCUCCGGGAAGAUCUCUGGCGCGUGGCUUCUACCCUGAUGCGCUUGGGAAAAGCCCUCUGAUUAUCCCCUUCCACAUUAGGGCUGCUUUGUCGCCGAGACUAGAUCUCACCCAUGUUCAAAAAAGAGCCUGUUCCCUUUAAAGGGGACACCUCCUUGGAGCCACAAUCAUUAGGAAGAGACAAUUCUCCCACCAGGCAGCCCCAGCUGGUAUCGGAGAUCAAGUACAGCUUGAGAGAAAGUGCUUUGAACCCACCUUUGUUUUCAUCUUUUUUCUUUUUUCCCUUUCUUCUAAAAAUACCGAGGUCGGAAAUACCCGGACACGGACCUAAUGGAGUGUUUCUGUACCACAUCAUGAUUAUUAUUUUUUGCUGUAUUUUGUAUUGUUGUUUACCAGUUUAUUUCCUUUAAAUGGUCUCAUUUUUUUAAACUUAAAUUUGUUUAAAAAGGGAGCUUCUUUCCCACUGCCGGUAACUAACAACAUGUAUCACUUGCUGCCAAAAAUAGAAAGUGACUGUGAAAGAUAAAUCUGCUGGGGAGGGGUCCCCUGUGCUGGUGUCACCAAGGCUCAGAGCCUGAGCUCUGUCUCUUCUGAGUUACAAAGGGAACAGACAGGUGUUUGAGUGGCGUUACGACCACGCCAGCAGCACCCUGAGACUUGGUCCUCGACAGUCACGGGGUGAAGGGGACGGGAAGAGGAGCGAGGUGCCCACCCCACAGUGGGGCAUCAUGCCCAGCACGAGGGCCACCCUGGUCAUCUCCCUCCGGUGCUUCCCGCCCACAGUGAGCGGGGGACAUCCCACCUGCCCGUUCUCCAGGUGGAGAAACCAGCCCUGAGAGUUGAAUCUUCUGGCCCAACGACAUUCGUCUGGAUGUUUUUUGUUGUUGUUUUUAAAGACGGUGUUUUGUGAGUAGCAGUGAUUGUUCCGCCUUGCUGUUUUAAUAAAGAAUUCUAUUUUUAUAAGA
Molecule: messenger RNA, 4991 nt
Organism: Capra hircus (goat)
Lineage: Eukaryota; Metazoa; Chordata; Mammalia; Artiodactyla; Bovidae
Gene: PTGIS
Product: prostaglandin I2 (prostacyclin) synthase
Exons: 10
Coding region: 376-1878 (500 amino acids)
Biological process (GO): prostaglandin biosynthetic process
Molecular function (GO): iron ion binding; oxidoreductase activity, acting on paired donors, with incorporation or reduction of molecular oxygen; monooxygenase activity
Source: RefSeq, a predicted model, not a curated record